AUGGUGCCUGAUCGCAAGACCAUGCGAAACAUUUGGGGGCAAGCAUGCGUGGGGACAGCCCUGCAGGCGAGGGAGCUGCCACGUAUACACGGUAUGCACCACGUGGUGGAUCAGGCAGAUGUUGUUUCGACCUUUCAGGACAAGCCUACAAGUGGAGAAUUGCCAUUCUGGCCUCAUGUUCAAGAGAAGGCCUCCAUCAUGGACGCUACGAUGGCCAUUCUGAACAUCCCGCACACGUAUCCUAAAAGCCGUUUGCAACGGGACAUCGACCUGCUUGGCUUGCCGUACACGGAGUUCCAUUAUCCGGAUGACCGCAAAAAUAAAAAGCGGAGUCGGGGAUUUGCCUUUGUCAAGUUUGUCACGCCAGAGGUAGCGCACAUGUUUCAUCAGUUGUUUCAUAAUCGUGUGCUCUCUGACCCUGGAAGCCCAGCGAAGAAUGUCAUCGUCAUGCGUUCUGAAUCGUCUACCACAUCUAGCCAGAAGCAUCUGGAGAAUCAUGCCGGCGCCGUCUUGGAACCCGAGCGCUGUCCGCUGCAGCGGUUCGCUGCACCGCCAGGCCUCCAUCACACGUGGCAUGCCUGGAAGGACCAGAGCGGUGGCAUCGUGGACCCUCGGGCCAGUGCACCCCUACUUUCGAUGUUUGAAGAUGGCACGGUGGUGCUUUGCAGGUUCUCAGUGUGA
This is a messenger RNA of Prorocentrum cordatum, 681 nucleotides long. The record is from the annotation of a GenBank genome assembly. Lineage: Eukaryota; Dinophyceae; Prorocentrales; Prorocentraceae.